This is a messenger RNA of Desarmillaria tabescens, 2310 nucleotides long. Its product is annotated as RNA polymerase I-specific transcription initiation factor RRN3. Gene Ontology annotation, molecular function: RNA polymerase I general transcription initiation factor activity; RNA polymerase I core binding. Gene Ontology annotation, cellular component: nucleus. Gene Ontology annotation, biological process: transcription initiation at RNA polymerase I promoter. The record is from RefSeq and is a predicted model, not a curated record. The coding region runs from base 1 to 2310 and encodes 769 amino acids. The transcript is spliced from 5 exons. NCBI's taxonomy places the organism in Eukaryota, Fungi, Basidiomycota, Agaricomycetes, Agaricales, Physalacriaceae.
AUGGACCCCCAUUCUCGACUGAGCCAGUUCAACCACCGAACUCCGAAAUCUGGACCUCAGAAUUCCCGUUUCAUGGAGGCGCCACUACCAAAGCCGUCCCUUGCCACUUUCCCAGGCAAACAACCAAGAAAAUCCUCUGCAACUACCGCUUCGUCCUCGUCCUCGUCAUUGCUACUCGUUCGCCGGCCAAUUGCGACUAACUCACGCGUCAAACAAGAUGAAAAGUACCGUAAUGAGAUGUAUUUGUCUUUUAUCACUAGCGCGCUGCAGGAAAAGGCCAAUGGACGAAGCGAACGAUUUGAUGACCUUGUCAAUCAAUUCAACCCAAAGGCUACUUCCCAGUCAUCAGCCCAGCUGCGCGCCUGGAUCUUGACGCUCUCCCACGUUGUUUCUCGCCUUGAGCGUGUCCAUUAUGCUCUGAUAGAGGCUAUCGUUCGCAUGCCAUGGACUACGAUGGAUAACGCUACGGUCAAGUCGUAUACCAUCUUCAUUGGAAUGUUGCUCUCGGCGAGACCCGAGUACCUUUCCCUCGUCCUGGGCAUGAUUGCCCAAGGCUUUACUUAUCAAUCAUGUGCUCAAGCCCUUGAUGCGUCCGCUUCGUCUGGCCCAAUUACCCGCCGCACCGUCUAUGACCGACUUCAUUACCUUCUUCAGCAUAUAUUGUCGCUUAUACCAACACUUCCGUCGACCCUGAUGCCCCUCCUGUCCCGCAAUUUUCCCCAUAAGCGGCAAAACAUAGCGUCACAGUCUACUUAUAUUCGUAAUUUGUUGAGGGUCUGCGGCUAUUGCCCCGAACUGUCUGACAAGAUUCUCGGAACAAUUGUCGAUCGUGCCAUUCAGAUAGAUGUCGAGAUCCAAGUCGAGCUAGAGGAACUAGAAGAUGCGGAAGCAGAACAAGAUCAGGAAGUCUUCGAGUUGGAUCCGUUCGACGUCAUAAUAGGACAAGAAGGCGAUGCUUCUGAGACUGAUUCAGAAGAUGGAGACGAAGAUGACUUCAGUGACCUUUCGUCUGAUGCAGGAGAUGAUCUCGACCUCGAUAAUAAUGGCCAGCCAGAGGCUACAAUCACAAAUGUUCGGCAUAUUCAAGACAUGGUGAAGAAACUGGACACCAUACUGACACUCACGUUUGAACAUUUUGACCGGAGCCAAUCUUCGACACCCAAACCGCCAUCUCCAUCUCCACCGGAAUCACUACCUCCACUAGACCUCCCGCCGUUACCUCCCGUAUAUGACUCUUUCAGUCCUCUUGGAAUACCAGUCCAAUCACCGACACCAUCAAUAUCAUCGCCUCCGCCGCCAUCAACACAAGCACCCUCAAUACCUCUAUCAUCAUCCUCAACGCUACCCUCCAAAAUCCCAGCCCUCCAUAUAACAUUCAAUAGCCUCCUCGCCAUCUUUGACCGCACAAUUCUUCUUACAUUCAAAUCUCGCUAUACACAGUUUCUCCUCUUCUGGUACACUUCCCUAGAUCCAGACUUUGCUGAUAUCUUCCUCGGUAUGCUUAUUGACCGCGCCCUGAUCAAUCCGUCUACACCAACUGUCACACGUGCAGCCGCCGCGUCCUACAUAGGUAGCUUUGUAAGUCGAGCGCGGUUCGUUGACCGUGAGGGUGUACGAACAGUCCUCAGAGUCCUGUGCGAUUUCCUUGCUGCACAUUUGGACAACAUAAAGCAGACAGGUAGCGGGGAUUCUGCUCAGAACAGCGUAUUCUAUGCUGUUUCACAGAGCCUCUUUUUGGUCUUUUGUUUCCGGUGGAGGGAUAUGCAGGAAGACGAAGAUGAGGAGCUUACGAAGACGGAAGGAAAGAAAUGGAUGCGGGAGCUAAGUGUGGUGCAUCGAGUGGUGAAUUCGUCUCUGAAUCCUCUUAAGGUGUGCUCACCGAACGUCGCGAUGCAAUUUGCUCGUGUGGCCAACACUGUUGGGUUCAUGUACUGCUACACUGUGCUAGAGAUGAACAAACGACAAAAUGCGAUGGGCGCGACCGCUCCGACACGUAUCUUUACCACCGCUGCCGUCAAUGCUGAGCUAAACACGUUCUUCCCAUUUGAUCCGUACAAACUUCCACGGUCAGGUGUGUAUAUCGAGGGUAUCUACCGGGAGUGGGGCGAAGUGGCUAUUGAUGAUGACGAAGACGAAGACGAUGAGGACGGCGAGGACGACGAUGAGGAUGAGACGCGAGAUACGUUUGAUGAAGGUGGGAUUCCUGUUGUCCGGAAAACGGAGACUGAGGAGGAUCCAGCUACGAAGGGUCUAGGAGAGUCCUUGGGUGCGAUGAGUAUCAGCCCAGUGCGACCGAGAAAUGGGAUUUAA